AUGUCUACAUACACCAGCUCGAAGGGCUGUAAGGCUCUGAAAGUAGAAACUUUAAGAAAUGGAGUGCGAUGUUGCUUUCCUAUAAGGCAACUCCAGCAGAUGUGAUCAGGAACACUGAUCAGUAGAAGUCCCUCCACUAAUUUCCUACUCGACAUUUCUUUUAAUGUGUGAAAAAUUAAAGUGGCCAAACCUCGGCUUGUAGUUUCAUUUUCUUUAGUGAUUAGGCAUAGUUUUAUCACAUUUAGCUUGAGUAAAUAAAGCUUCCCAUCUAUUCGAUGAACUUCUGCUAACAGUGCUCCAUCUUGGUCAAAAAUGGUCAAUCAGCCUCCAUACAUGACCAUCUUGUAGCCUUCUUCAUCUAAUCUACCUAAACUUAUAAUAUUAGCACAUAAUUUGGGAACAAAGAGAAUAUUACCAAAGUGAAUUUUCUCUCCAUCCUUUUGAUGAACAAGGACUCUACCUCUACCUUGAAUUUCAACACAUGAGUUGUCACCAAUUUUGACAAAUCCAAAGGCUGAUUCAUCAAGAUUUGAGAAAUAACUUCUCCUUCUGGUCAUGUGAUUAGUAGCUGCAGUAUCAAGAUACCACAACUCCGGAUCUUUGAGCUCAGUCUCUAAGCCUUGAAGUAAUAACUCAUUGUGUUCUACCAAAUCAUCAUCAGAAGUGAAGAUACUUUAGGCUUCUUUGUGGACGCAGCAACAUAUGGUUGCUUAGGCGUCACUUUCUUGGCACGUUGACAUUUGUAAGCGAAAUGGUCAUAUUUCUCACAGUUAUAACAUUGUAUUUGAGAUUUAUUGAAGUUCUUUUUACCUUCAUCAGGAGGAGGAUGUCAACCUUGGCCAUGGCCUCUUCCUCUGCUUUUGCUGUGCACACGAUGUCGACCUCUUUCGUGAGAUGAGGACUCCUCACUCAUGAUUUUCCCUUUACUCAACGCUCUGGCAAGCAAUGUCUGCUCCUCCUCCUGGGACUCUCGCUUCCUGAGCUGCAACUCAUGGACAGUCAGAGAUCCAAUGACUUCGUCGAGGCUGAUUUUAUCCAAAUCAGUAUAUUGUUCCAUAGAUAAGGUAAGAGAGUCAAACUUUGAAGGCGUCACUCUCAGAACUUGCCGCAUUAUCUCUCUUUCUUCCAUCAUCUCACCCAAAUUUCGCAAAUCUGAGAUGAUGCAAGUGAAUUUCAUCACAAAAUUUUAAAGCCUUGGCUGAGGUAGAGAAGAACAUGAAACUGAAGUGUCUUCAUUCAAACAGAGGUGGAGAGUUCACUUCUGAUAAAUUCAGUGUGUUUUGUGUUUAGAAGGCAUUAAAAGGUAGUUGACUGCUCCCUCCUCAGCAGAAUGAUGUAGUCAAAAGAAAGAACCAAAUAAUCAUGUCCAUGGUAAGAAGCAUGCUGAAAGAGAAGGAAAUGCCUUGUGAACUGUGGGGAGAGGCAGUUUAUAGGGGGAUGGCUGCUGCAUCAUCUCGAUGUAAAGUUAGCCUUUCUAAAUGGAGAGGUGGAGGACUUAUAUGUCAAGCAACCGAAAGGCUUUGUUGUGAAGGACAGGGAAAACCACGUCUUGAAGCUAAAGAAAGCCCUUUAUGGGGCUUAAGCAACCACCACAACAUGGUAUUUCAAACUACAUAAAUGUCUUGUCUCGAUCGAAUUCUCAAGGAGUAAUCAUGAGCAGGCUGUCUACUUGAAGAGGUCAAACAAAUCUCACUUGAUUAUUGGAGUCUAUGUGAAUGACCUAUUAGUCAUGGGUGAGAAUGAUAGUGACAUUAGCAAAUUGAAAGAUCAAAUGAUGAAUUUCUUUCAAAUAAGUGAUCUUAGACAGCUUUGCUCCUACCUGAGCAUUGAAGUGAAACAAGGAUGAGCUAGAAUCACCUUGUCAUAGAGAACCUGAUUGACUUAGUCGUUGUAUAGUAAAUCAUGUAAAUUUAAAAUUUAUAAAACUAGAAAAUACUAAUUUUUAAAUAUUUAGAAGUAUUUUUGAAAAAAUAUAUCAAUUAUAAUUAAAUAAAAUUUCAAAAAUAAUAGUAAUUUUCUAAGUCAAUCACAAGGAUGUAAUAUAAUAUCAAGUAAUUUUGCAAAAAAAAUAAAUAAAUAUGAUGUUUAUAAAUUUAAUACUAAAAAAUGAAAAUGAAAUAUAUUUAAAAUUCGUAAAAAGGAAAAUAAAGAUGCAGACGUCAAGAUGACAUUAGUGUCCAAUGAACGCAAAUCAAAUAGAAAUAAAGUUCUACUCGACAAUUUUGACAUAAGCAGUUGUAAAUGAUUUAAUUGAUCAAAUUAAGAUCUGUAAAAUUCAAAAGAAUUAUAAUUGAAUGAAGUAUAACCUAAUAAAUCUAAAUCACAUAAAUUAUCACUAAAUGAAGUAAAAAUUAAGUUGAAAGUAGGAAAAUAGAGUUCUGACAUCGCGGUGGUGAUGCAUUAAUGAUGUAUCAGAAUCUUAAGUAUUUAAGAGGAUCAUUGUGCGGUGUCCAUGGCCUCAAAGGCUCUUCUUGGACAAGGACGACAUAGACAAUCUCAAGAUCUCUUUGCGAAGUCUAGAGAUCAAUAAAAUGGAUCGUCAAAUCAUCUCCAAUGGUUGUCACCCAGUGGAACAAAAAAAUGGUGACUUUGUGACUCUCUAACAGCUGUCACUUGAUGGAGAGGAGUUGAAUGGAGGUGGGGCACGUGUCAAGGAGCUUCAUCCUUAAGUUUGCACAACAAAAAGAGGCUCUUCAUCGCAUCUAGUACACUCUUAAGAGGUGACGACUCAUUUCCUAAUUGAUCGUUCUCUUCCCGAUGACGGCUUGUUCAUCAAUCAAUUAGAGAUGAUUUACUCAAUGAAUUUGUAAUCCUUUUAUUGCAAAUCAUUUAGCAAUUAUGAUAAUAAUACUCCACGAAUUGUGUUAACGAGAUUUUUGCUAAUGAUCCAAUGAUUCUAUCGACUUAAUCUUUCACUGGCGAUCUGUAGGAAAGUCAUGAUAAUCAAAUAAAAAUAUGAGUUUUGACUCUAGAAGGAUUCAAACCUGCACUAGUUGUCCACUUGUAUGAGAGAGAUUGAAAAAAGUACUCUAAGGCCUUUAUUAAGUGAUGUCAUCAUAGUAUAUCUUUGUUAUAACUAAGAGAUAAUUUAGGUAUAAAAAUCUUCAAAGGCUUUCAAGCAAGGUGUGAUGCGGGUUUAGUCCCACAUCGCUUGUGUGCCGAAGUUUUAGGCACAUAUAUAGUAAUAUCACAUUUCCAAAUAAUGAGUCAUUUUCUCCCGUGUGUAGUGAUCACUUUUGACUAUGAACAUUGCAAUGUUGAUCAUAUGUUAUUUACAAAAUGGCAAAGAAGAAAGGUUUCAUAACUAAAUGGUUUAUGAUAAUGAUAUGACGUGAUUGUAAAAUUUACGUGGACAUUAAACUAUCAAAGACAAAGCUUGGUAAAGAAUUUGAAGCCAAAGAUCUUGGUAAAGCUUAAUACUUUCUUGGCCUUGAAGUAGCAAGAUCUAAUGAAGGGUUUACAUACCUGAUGGAAGUAUGUAUUAGAUCUUUCAAAGGAGAUUUGUAAACUUGGGUGAAAACUUGUUAGAACUCUUAUUAAGGUAAACAAUGGGCUAUAUAAACAAUAAGGCAUACUUAUCUUAGUUUGGAGACAUGCGAAGAUCUUAGUGUUGUUGGCAGAAAUCUAUACCCACUGGCCAACCCUUGGGCCUACAAUAGAAGUAUCAUCUAUAGAUCCACCUAGAUUAUCUAGGAGGAAGAUACUACUCCACUAAUCCUCUCUACAACCUACAAAAUUCUUCAACUCUCAACAUAAUGGUAUAAAAUUUUUGAAAGGGAAAAGUUUCUCGUCAACUUUUAGUAUUGCCUCUAGGAGAGCAAGAGAACAAUAAAAACUACUAGCCCAGAAGUGGUUAUUUCUCUAUAUGAACAAUUUACUGAACAGAAACCAUGCACAAGAACAUCAAUGGGCCAUAUAUGUACCUGUGCAAGGUAACCUCCAAUUGUAGGUUAUUUCUCAGUCUUAUGCCCCACACAAUAGCAACUUGAAAGGAAGUAAAUUGUUAAAUGGCCUAGGGCCAUUUCAGCAAAAAAGUUAAUCCUACAAAAUAGAAGGAAUUAAAUUAAAUUAAGGGGAAAAAAUUCCACACCACUACAAAACUGGAUAUAGUCCACAGCACAAAAAGGUAAGCAAAGUUUCUUAGAUUUUCAGUUUUACAGAAUGCAACAGUAUAUUGCUGAAAAAUUAAGAAUAAGAAUUACUUUCCUAGAGAAAUGGGAUGUCUCAAUGCUCUCCACAUAAACUGCUAGACUAUUCCAACCGUUGUACAUACAAAGAAUUUCUCUCGUGAUUUGAUGUUAUUUCAUAAUACUUUUAUAUAGGACAUCCACAACUUUAUUAACUGACGUGACUCAGUCGUUGUAUAUUAAAUCACGCAAAUAUAAAAUUUAUAAAACUAGAAAAUACGAAUUUUCAGAUAUUUAGAAGUAUUUCUAAAUAAAUAUAUCAAUUAUAAUUCAAUAAAAAUUCCAAAAAUAGCGGUAAUUUUCCAGGUCGAUCACAGGAAUGUAAUAUAAUAUCUCGUAAUUAUUCAGAAUUUUUCUCAAUGAAUACGAUUUUCUUACGAAUUUUAUACUAGGAAAUAAAAAGGAAAUAUAUUUAAAAUUCACGAAAAAAAGGAAAUAAGGGUGCGGGCGUCAGGAUGACAUCAGCGCCCGACGAACGCGAAUCAGGCGGAAACAGAGUUCUGCCCGGCAAUUCUUACGUAAGCGAUUACAGACGACUUAAUUAAUCAAAUUAAAAUCUGUAAAAGCCGGAAGAAUCGUAAUUGAACGAAGUAUAGUUUGGUAAAUUAAAAUCACACAAAGUAUCACUAAAUGAAGCGUAAAUUAAAUUGAAAGCAGGAAAACAGAGUUCCGGCGUCGCGAUGGCGAUGCGUCGGCGAUGCACCGGAAUCCUGAGCGUUCGGGAGGAUCGUCGUGCAGUGUCCACGGCCUCAAAGGCUCUCCUUGGACAAAGACGACGUGGGCAAUCUCUAGAUCUUCUCGCGAAGUCUAGAGAUCAAUGAAGUGGGUCGUCGAAUCGUCUUCGGCGGCUGUCACCCGGCAGAGCGAAAAAACGGCGACUUUGCGGCUCUCCGGCGUCUGUCACCCGACGGAGAGGAGCUGGAUGGAGGUGAGGCAUGUGUUAGGGAGCUUCAUCCUCAAGUCUGCGCAGCAAGAGGAGGCUCUUCAUCGCAUCUGGUACGCUCUCAGGAGGUGGCGACUGGUCUCCCGGCGGAUCGUCCUCUUCCCGACGACGGCUUGUUCGUCGGUCAAUCGGAGAUGA
This is a messenger RNA of Spirodela intermedia, 5268 nucleotides long. The record is from the annotation of a GenBank genome assembly. Lineage: Eukaryota; Viridiplantae; Streptophyta; Magnoliopsida; Alismatales; Araceae.